ACUUAAUUCAUUUUCUUAGAUAUCAUACCAAGAUGUCAGCAUACAUCUGCACCGAGUUCCUAAGCCUGAACUUAAAGGACCUGCCCUCGAUGUCCACCACCGUCAACCUGAACGUAGCCCAAUUUACACAGCGCGACCUGAAUCUGUUCAUCGACAGUCUGGAGUCCAUAUCACGACUACAGAAUAAGCGGCACGAGCUUCGCCAGCUCCGGCAGGCGCAAAAACUUCAUCGGGCUCGAAUGACAGACCUGAACGUCGAGCGCUGCUCCAGUCCUACAUUCAGUGCCGACGAGGCCUUUGAUGAGCCGCUUUUAUACCUAGAGGCCAAAUGCAUUUCUUAUGCGGUGUCUGAUGCCUUGAAUGUCAAAAGCUUCAAUUUACCUGGGCUGCCCGAGAACUACACCUGCGGCGACGAAGCCUAUGACAGUAGCUCCCAUUCACCACGCAGCAGCGUCACUUAUUAUAGCUGCGACGGCGUCUCCUGCCCGGAUUCAAUUUCCGCUGAAUCGGGAGUCCACGGUUCCGUUUCUGCACCACCGGUGCGACCCCGCUCCCAGGUGAUAACGCGGUCCAAGCAUCGCUCCACUGGAUACCGCAUUAUCAGUAUGGUGUUGAAGAGGGAGUACGUCAAGACCCCUUACUCUGAGCACCCACAACAAAGCGAGGAAGGCAAGAAGGAUAAUAUGCACCAGUAUCCACAAAAAAAUUUGAAGGAAAAGAGUUUUCUGGACAAAGCCCUGCGGUAUCUUACCUUAUAGUUUAUAUCGGAUAGAAGGUCAAAGCCCGUUUUAAUAUUCGAAGCUUGUAGGUUUAUUUGUAUAACAUAUUUGUAUUUCGAAAGCACAGCGAAACUAACCUCCUUAUACGCUACAGUCUCAGUUUAUUCGAUAAGUAGACCUAUUAAAAAGUAUGAAUAAAUCUUUACACCUUAACAUACAAUGUACCAUUAUAAACUCACAAAACUGACAAAAA
This is a messenger RNA of Drosophila gunungcola (fruit fly), 972 nucleotides long. RefSeq lists its product as uncharacterized. NCBI's taxonomy places the organism in Eukaryota, Metazoa, Arthropoda, Insecta, Diptera, Drosophilidae. The record is from RefSeq and is a predicted model, not a curated record. Bases 33 to 758 code for a protein of 241 amino acids. The transcript has a single exon.